Molecule: messenger RNA, 814 nt
Organism: Carassius carassius (crucian carp)
Lineage: Eukaryota; Metazoa; Chordata; Actinopteri; Cypriniformes; Cyprinidae
Product: ras-related protein Rab-3C-like
Exons: 5
Coding region: 131-805 (224 amino acids)
Biological process (GO): protein localization to plasma membrane; protein secretion; regulation of exocytosis
Cellular component (GO): endosome; plasma membrane; synaptic vesicle
Molecular function (GO): GTP binding; GTPase activity
Source: RefSeq, a predicted model, not a curated record
UUGGCACGGCCGGGAGCGUCAGUGCGCGUUCUCUCUGGCGGCUGAUGCUGAUGCUCAGAGGACACGGAGUGAUUCGAGCAUCACCGGGAACCGACUGAAUUAUCGUGCCAAAUCUUCGGGCUUCGGUAGGAUGCGUCAAGACGGAUCCAUGCAGAUGGCUGCGACACAGAAAGAAGGAUCUGACCAGAACUUCGAUUACAUGUUCAAAGUGCUGAUCAUCGGCAACAGCAGUGUAGGAAAGACGUCGUUUCUCUUCCGGUACGCUGACGACUCCUUCACGUCAGCGUUUGUGAGCACGGUGGGCAUCGAUUUUAAAGUCAAAACUGUCUACAAGAACGACAAGAGAAUCAAACUGCAGAUAUGGGAUACUGCCGGACAGGAGAGAUACCGCACCAUCACCACGGCGUACUAUCGUGGAGCCAUGGGCUUCAUCCUCAUGUAUGACAUCACUAACGAGGAGUCGUUUGGAGCGGUGCAGGACUGGUCAACCCAGAUAAAGACGUACUCCUGGGACAAUGCGCAGGUCAUCCUGGCGGGAAAUAAGUGUGACAUGGAAGAGGAGAGAGUCGUGUCUACAGAUAACGGCAGACUGCUGGCAGAGCAGUUGGGUUUUGAGUUUUUCGAGACGAGCGCCAAGGACAACAUCAACGUGAAGCAGACCUUUGAGCGUCUGGUGGACAUAAUCUGUGACAAGAUGUCGGAGAGUUUAGAGACUGUUCCCGCCGUGAUCACAGGAACCCAGGGAACAGCCCGGUUAACAGAUAACCCUCCUCCACUACAGCAGCAGCCCAACUGUGCCUGUUAGUGCUCAGUU